UUGACAGCUGUUGACAGCUUCGCUUCUACGAUUUGGAAGGAGUGCUGUGUUGUGUGAAUCACAUUUGGCAGCACAUACACCGUGUAUUUUUAAUGUAAUAUGUACACACGAAGUGAUAAGUCACUUUAUAUCUUGAAAGCGAUAAAUGAAUAGAAUCUUUAUUAAAAGAUAUUCAGUAGUAAACAAUUCUAACCUCUGAAUUACAUUCACUAUUAGAUGCACUUAGGAAAAUAAUUUUAUUUACGUUGAUUGUGUCUUAAUAAAACGGCAAUGUCAGAUAAAAGAAAAAAAGCAAGAAGAAAGAGCCAGGUGUCAAGUAGUAGUUCACGUAGUACUUCAACUGAUUCAUCGAAUGAUGAUUCUGAUGGCGAUCUCAAACCUAUUAAGGACUACAUGGGAAAUCGUACAGAAAUGGCAAAGCAAUUAUUUAAAUCUGUUAAAAUUGAAAAAAUUCGUAUGAUGUUGCCACAGGUUAUGAAGAGAAUUGAUUUAUCCAUUUUAGAAGAGUGGUGUGCGAAUGAGCUAACUGGAAUGUCUAAAGCCAGGAUUUUAUCAAUUUUGAGUGGUCAGACAUUGUUGGAGUCUUCGGACACAAGUGAAACGGAUGGAUCAGGGCCUUCUUUGGAAAUUAUUUCGGACACAGAGGAAUGGUUAACGGACAGCGAAGUUGUUAAAAAGGAAGAUCAAGUAUCAUCAAAAAUUCAAAAGACAAAAAAAGAAAAAAUAAAAUCCAAAGCUAAAAGUCAAGUGUCAUCAGACUUAAAGAAAAAUCAAGGGCAAAAAGUGGACCAAGAAAAAGUUGGAGGUAGGAAUAAACAUAAGCAGAGAAAUGAGAUUAAGGCAAAUGCAAAAGUGAAAGUGGAAGGUGAGAAAGCGUCAACAAGUAAAGAAAAAGAAGGCGAUAGUUUGCUGGAUUUAUUAGAACUUGAGAUGAGAGCAAGGGCUAUAAGAGCUUUAAUUCGAAAGGAAGAGGAUAUAAUUCCAGGAAUGCCAUCUGCACAGAAUACAGGUUUGGAUAAAACGCAAAAGGAUCGUAAAGAAAAAGGCUCAAAUUUCAGUUUAAUGGAAGGAGAGCUAAGAAAAUUAGAUAGAAGAAUAAUUGAGAAGUCACUUAUCACUGGAAAGCAGGGAGGUAUCGGAGAUGAUGAAGAUGUUGUGUUAGUAGUACAACCAACUCCAACUAUUGAACUGUUGUCAAGUGAUAGCAGUGAUGAAGAGCAUAAAAAUCGUAUAAAUCAACGAUUACAAAAUGAACGUAUCGCAAAGAAAUCAGAGGAUACAAACAAAAUAACAGACACUGAUAAUCAGUCCGUAAAUAAAACUCCGUGUUCAAAUGAAAAUCUUGCAAUCAGUGAAACAGUACAGACUGCACCCAAAGAAGCUAAUGUAAAUGUAGAAAGACUUGAACCUGGUGAAAUUAAAGAUGGGAUGGAUAAUAGUGCAAUUAAAACUGGUAAUCAAAAUAAAGUGGAUUCUGUAGAACUUGCCACAGAAGGAAGUACAGCAGUGAAUGAACGUGUAUUUAAAAAAUUGAAAAAGAGACCUCACACAAGGAGAAAAAACAAAACACAUGAAAAGUCAAAACCUAAAGAGCAUAAAAAGGGAAUUUGCAAUCCUGUGGAAGAUACGCACGAGGAAAAACCUGCUCAUAAUAAAUCAGUGAAUUCAACUCUUGAUUCUUGUAAUACCAAAGAAAUAGAAUCAUUGACUGAAUCUGGUAAAGAGGAGAUUCAGAAAGGGAAGAUUCAACGUCACGGAGAAAAAUCUGCAAAAUUGGAGAGGUCAGAAGAGUCAAAGUUGUCUGAUAUCACUGAUUCAGAGAAAAUAAAAAUUGAAGCAAAUGGUAAGGCAGUAUUAAAAGAGGAUAAAGUAUACAAGCCACAAAAUUUGGUAAUAGAGGAUGACAAAUCUAUUGACAUGGAUGUAAUAAUAGAUCUUGAUGACUAUCCUGACGAUAUGGACGAAAUGGAAUAUGAGAAAGAUACAGUAAAAAUAUCAAAUACUAUCAAAGAAUCAUGCGAUAGCAUCAAGGAAUCCGACAAUAACGUUAAGAAGGAUGCAAGUUCAACUGAAACUUGGGCAACUCGUUAUUAUAAGACAGACGAUGUUCAAAACGUUAUAAAAGAAUCAAAGAUUCAGUCGGAAAUUAGGAAACGUUUAAGAGAACGACAACGAUUGUCUAAGUUAAAUAAUUCUCCUAAUUUAAAUUCUAAUCCACCGAUUACAGAAGAGAAAGAUAAUAAAACAGAAAUCAACCCAACUGGGUCUGUGGAAGAAUACUUAGCAUUGAAAGGCAUUGCAUCGUCGAGUCUCAGUAACAGUAGUAGCAGUAAUAGUAGCAUUAAUAUAUUUAAGAAAGCUAAAAUAGAAAUUGAUAAUGACAAAAUUGGAACCCCAGAUUGUAAUUCCACUGCGCAUGUAACAUCAAGAGAAAAUAAUAAGGAAGAUUCUGAUAAUGCAUUGUGCGAUUCUAAUACAGUUACUGAUAGUGCAGUAAACGAGAAAGUAGAUAACACAGUUUGCAAUUUGAAUAAAGGUAAUGUAGAAGUACAACAAGCAAAAACUGAUGAUGAAAAAACUAUUAAUAUUAUUUACAAUCCCAGUGUAAAUUCUAAAACGAUAAAAAAUGUUAAUGAAGAUAGCGAUAAGCCCAACCAAGUUACUUCAAAUGUAGUACAAACAAAAUGUAAUGAUAAAGAAAUUUAUAACACAGUGUCCACUCUAGGAACAUGUUCUGCAAAUCUACAGAAAAUUGAGAUUCAAAAAUUAAAUGAAAACUGCACUGAGGAUGUGAAUGUAGGUAUGAAAUUGAACGUUAGCGAUAAACAAUAACUUGAAGAUAGUCAAGAUACUAUCGGUUCAAAUUUAUUUCCAGGAUAAUCUAAUUUGAGCAUUUUAGUUGGAUUUUCAAUGAACAAAAAAGGUUGCUAUUACAUCAUAAAUCAAACCAAACAUUGCGUAUAAAUUAUUCACUUUGUCAUACUGAAACAUUAAGUUAGUUUAUACAAGAAUCUUAACAAAAACUAUAUAUAGGUGUAGAGCGUUUGUUUUAUAUCUGCUCACAUUUAUUAUUCUUCCAUGUUCUUUAAUAUAGAAAAUAGGAACAUAAAAUUAAACAAACUAAAGAUGAUUUAUAACGGCGCAAGAAUUAUACAGUUUACACAGUGUUUUCUAGCAUAAUUUCUGUACAUAAAAUAUUACAAUAGUUUUAUGUGACCUCGUGGUCAUUCGGCCACUAUUAUAAAUUUACAAUAAAAAAUGCAUUACAAUUCCA
Orussus abietinus is the source of this 3274-nucleotide messenger RNA. RefSeq names its product E3 ubiquitin-protein ligase RBBP6. The coding region runs from base 271 to 2832 and encodes 853 amino acids. Lineage: Eukaryota; Metazoa; Arthropoda; Insecta; Hymenoptera; Orussidae. The transcript is spliced from 4 exons. The record is from RefSeq and is a predicted model, not a curated record.